Nelumbo nucifera (sacred lotus) is the source of this 532-nucleotide messenger RNA. RefSeq lists its product as uncharacterized. Lineage: Eukaryota; Viridiplantae; Streptophyta; Magnoliopsida; Proteales; Nelumbonaceae. The record is from RefSeq and is a predicted model, not a curated record.
AAAAAUCUUCGAAAUUUGCAAAAAUUGAUCUUCAGAGGGUCUCGCCUGCUUUACAAGGAAGCGUUUAGGAUCCAGCCCAAGAUUAUACAAUCUUAAUGCCUCGACUGCGCAAUGCCAUUGUGGCCUCCGGCUUGGUGGCCUUUGYAGCUGCAGGCUUGGCAUUUCCUUUCCUCUUUGUGACCACAAAGACGAAGCCUGUUAUUGAUUCAUCAAAGCCACUACCACCACAAGCAACUUUCCGAGGGCCUUACAUAAACACUGGUUCACGUGACMUUGGACCAGACCACAGGUCUUAUCCAAGGGGGUAGCCUAUCAUUUGUAAAAGACUAUGCAUACAGCCUACCCAGGCAAAUUUAUGUAAAAAAAAAAAAACAAAUCUUCUUUGUAGUGUACGUUUAUACUUAAUUAGUGAACAAAAAUAUGAUCCUAACCAUUUGAACACUGGGCUCUUUUGUGGAUUAUGUGAUACAAUUUGUAUUGCAUUAGAUACCUGUCAAACCAAUAAGAUUACACGAUCAGUCUGUGUAAACCA